Messenger RNA from Trichomonas vaginalis G3, 411 nucleotides. RefSeq names its product organellar and viral DNA polymerase type B. The record is from RefSeq and is a predicted model, not a curated record. The coding region runs from base 1 to 411 and encodes 136 amino acids. NCBI's taxonomy places the organism in Eukaryota, Parabasalia, Trichomonadida, Trichomonadidae. The transcript has a single exon.
AUGAUAUCGGUAAGAUUCUAUGGAACUGCAGCAUAUCUCAUCGACAAAAGUCUUAUACCAAUAGUUUUGUUAUGGUUAGACCCAGUUGUUGGAUAUAACUUCAUAACAUAUGGUUCAUUCGAUACGGAACGUUGCAGUGAAGGCUUACUUUACAUCGUUCAGAAACCGAAGGACUUCAAUACAAAGAGAUAUAAGAUAGGAAGAACAUAUAAUAUAACUCAAAGAUAUGACAGUACAGUCAAUAGAGUUAAGGUUGUGUUUGUUAACGAUAUGAGAGCUGCUGAAACAGAACUACUUGAAAAGUUUGAGAAAAUGUAUGGUGCUCCCACGAAAGGUAAAGAAACGUUUGAAGUAGAUGAGAUAGGUAAAGCUAUAAAAUUAUUUGACGAAGUUGCUGAAAAAUACAUGUAA